Molecule: messenger RNA, 1710 nt
Organism: Solanum pennellii
Lineage: Eukaryota; Viridiplantae; Streptophyta; Magnoliopsida; Solanales; Solanaceae
Product: inositol-tetrakisphosphate 1-kinase 1-like
Exons: 2
Coding region: 206-1303 (365 amino acids)
Biological process (GO): inositol trisphosphate metabolic process
Cellular component (GO): cytoplasm
Molecular function (GO): inositol-1,3,4-trisphosphate 6-kinase activity; inositol-1,3,4-trisphosphate 5-kinase activity; ATP binding
Source: RefSeq, a predicted model, not a curated record
CCUUCUUCUUCCCUUUACUGAUAAACACACACAGUAUUAAAGUUUUUAGAAUCAAAUCCCUCCAAAUUCACCAAAACCCUAACCCUUUUCCCCAAAUUCAAUCCCAAAUUCACAAAAAAUGUGGUUCCUUUGUUCCCGAAUUCAAUUGUGUUGAAAACUUUAUCUGAAUUGCUUCGUUUUUAUCGCCGGGUCGGGUUAUUUGUGUAUGAAAAUGGCGGAGCCGAUGAGGAGAUACAGUGUUGGAUACGCGUUAGCUCCGAAGAAACAAGCGAGUUUCAUUCAACUUUCCCUUGUGAACCUUGCUAAAGAACGAGGGAUUGAUCUCAUUAAGAUCGAUACGGAAAAGCGCUUGAUUGAUCAAGGACCGUUUGAUUGUGUGCUACAUAAAAUGGACGGUGAUGAUUGGAAGCGUCAGCUGAAAGAGUACGGAUCUGAAUUUCCUCAGGCGCUUAUUAUUGAUUCCCCCGAAGCGAUUGAGCGGUUGCAUAACAGGAUUUCGAUGCUUCAGGCGGUGGGGGAGGUUGAAAUCGACUGUGAAAAUGCUUCGUUUGGGAUUCCGAAGCAAACUGUAAUCUAUGAUGCAAAAAUGGUGUCGGCUAUAAACCUUGAACAUGAAGGUUUGGAAUUCCCGGUGAUUGCGAAGCCAUUGGUGGCUGAUGGAAGUGCAAAGUCGCACAAAAUGUUGCUUGUUUUCAACAAGGAUGGGUUGAGAAAAUUGAAACCGCCUAUUGUGUUACAGGAGUUUGUGAAUCAUGGGGCAGUGAUUUUUAAGGUGUUUGUGGUUGGUGAUUAUGUCAAGUGUGUCAAAAGGAAGUCUUUACCAGAUGUAAAGGAGGAUGGUUUAGGGAGAGUAGAGAGUUACUUGCCAUUUUCUCAGGUUUCGAAUUUGAAUAAUUUUGAAAAGAAUGAUGAUAAAUACUAUAAGUUGAUGAAUUUGGAAAAUGCUGAAUUCCCCCCUUUGAGUUUUCUUACUGAUAUAGCUAGGGGACUUAGACGGGUGACAAAAUUGCAUCUUUUUAAUUUUGAUGUGAUUAGGGAUAAUAGAGUUGGAAAUAGGUAUCUGAUCAUUGACAUUAACUAUUUCCCUGGGUACGCAAAGAUGCCGAAUUAUGAGAGAGUGUUAACAGACUUUUUCUGGGAUGUUUUGAAUCAGAAUGAUAAGAGCUUGGGGAGUUUAAAGAAUGUUCACUGUGAAAAGGAAGUUAGGGUUUUGGUUGGGAAUAGCGGGUGUGGCGAGGAUGAAGGAACAUUGCCUGUUUCACCGCUUAAGAUAGAAGAAAAUGAGAACCCUAUUCAGGUGUGAAAUGUUAAGUGCAUAACUCAAUCUGGUAUUUGGUUGUGGGAAGCAACAGGUUGCUCUGCAAAAUUUGCUGAAGUUCGAGCAAGCUGCAGGGACUUAUUUUAGGUUUGGAUUGGUAAACCUUGGUUGCUCGACGUCAGCUCACAAGGAUGAUAGCACGCAACUCACAUGAGUUACAUGGAACAAAUUGGCAGCAACUAAUCAGGUAUAAGUAUGAGAUGUCAGUUCCUUCUCUCGUUCUAGUGCAUCGUCACAUCUCCUCAUACAUAGCAUGCGUCUCUGCAGUUUCAUGAUCUUGCACCAUGUAAAAGCUUGUGUUGUAGAAUGAAAGCGAACAAAAUUGAACAUUUGUGUCAACUUAUAUUGUACUGGUUUACAGAUUUUGUUUGUGUUUCUGUUGGAUUUGAGUA